AGGAAAGUAUCAAUGUACAUUAUACGAGCUAUGUAUCAAGUAUAUAAAAUUCUCUUCCCAGUGUUAUGAAUAUUUGGUCAAAUAAAUAUGUAAUUAAUUUAUGACAUUCUGUAACAGAUGCUGGAUGAAACAUAACCUAAACUAGUGUGUCAGAAUAUAAAAUGAUGCUCGAACUAACUUAAAACUAUUUUUGAAAUUUUAUCUUGUUAAAUAUUAGGUCCUUCUUUUCAUUUAUUAAAAUAAGAAGUUUUUCCUAUAUAAAUACAUGUAGUAAGGUUUAUAAGGCAAUUUCCAUUCAUUUUCGUCAAAAUCAUGACUGCAAUAAACAAGAAAUUACGGAUACUGGCUAUUCAUGGAUAUCGUCAGUCUGAUAUUUCUUUCAAAGCAAAAUUAGGAGCAUUAAGAAAGACUUUCAAAAAGCAAAUUGAAUUUACUUUUGUAAGAGCACCACAUGAAGUACCUAGUGCAAGUAACAAUAGUAAGGAUAAUUCAGAAACAAAUGGAUAUGGUUGGUGGUUCAGUACCCAAGAUAAGACAUUCAAAGCUACUAUUUCAAGUGAUCUAUCAGUUGGGUUUGAAGAAAGCUUAGCUUUAAUUGAAAGUGUCUUUGAAGAAUCAGAUCCAUUUGAUGGUAUACUUGGAUUUUCACAAGGCGCUGCUUUUGUUUCAAUAUUAUGCGCCAUGCAGCAAAAGAAUUUGACCCCAAUUAAAUUUAAAUUUGCUAUUAUUAUAUCAGGCUUCAAGUCAUUAUGUGCUGUUCACCAUAUAUUUUACAUGGAAAAAAUUACUUUGCCUACUCUACAUGUCUAUGGAGUAGGCGAUCAAGUUAUUCCUGUAGAAAUGGCAGAAGAAUUAGCUGAAUUAUUUAGCAAUGUAAGUAGAAAGAUACACAAGGGAGGACACUAUGUUCCAAGUAAAAAAGAUAUAUAUAGUGAUUUUAUUAGUGAAAUGUUAGAGAGUAAAUAAUAGUAUAUAUCUGUGAAUAUAUUAUGUAUAAAGAAAAAGAAUAAGAGAACUUAAUAAUAUUAGUAAAUUUAUUACAAAUUACAGAAUUGCUAAAUAUUAGAUCACGAAUUUAAGUAUAAAUAAAUACCAAGAACGAA
Molecule: messenger RNA, 1103 nt
Organism: Cephus cinctus (wheat stem sawfly)
Lineage: Eukaryota; Metazoa; Arthropoda; Insecta; Hymenoptera; Cephidae
Product: esterase OVCA2
Exons: 5
Coding region: 313-966 (217 amino acids)
Biological process (GO): response to retinoic acid
Cellular component (GO): cytoplasm; nucleus
Source: RefSeq, a predicted model, not a curated record